Molecule: messenger RNA, 614 nt
Organism: Raphanus sativus (radish)
Lineage: Eukaryota; Viridiplantae; Streptophyta; Magnoliopsida; Brassicales; Brassicaceae
Product: protein GOLVEN 2
Exons: 2
Coding region: 77-316 (79 amino acids)
Source: RefSeq, a predicted model, not a curated record
AUAUAAACACAAAAAGGUCCAAUAAAAAGAUAAAGAGAUACAUCCAAAGAAAAACAAAAGAGAGUUUCUUCCAAAAAUGGCAAUUAGGGUUCCCAACAAGUCUCUCCUCCUGGCACUUCUUCUCAUCUUCUUCAUCUCUUCUCCUGCCCAAGCACGAAGCAUUCGUGUAAUCGUGAGGAAGAGAACACUAUUGGUUGUGGAGAAGGAUCAAGAGGGUCGGAACUCAUGGCAAUACGGAGGAGGAAGUGAUGGUGAUGGAUUGGUUGAUAUGGAUUACAAUAGUGCUAACAAGAAAAGGCCGAUACACAAUCGCUAAGAAGCACAUAUAUGAUGACGAGCUUAUCAAUAUCUUGCGUGAUAUCCAGAGGUUCUAAGAUAUCCCGAGAUUUAUGUGAUAAAAUUGCUUUGAAGUAUUGAGAAUGUAAACUAUAUGUUACAUAAUAAACAUAUAAUAUAAUCGAGUUUGUAUGCAUAUGUGUACAGCCUAGCCUACCUCCAUAAAAAAGGGUUUAAUGUAAUAUCUCAUAGUUUGUGUGUUGUUUAUGUAUGGAUUGCAUCGUGAGUUUAUGUUUGCGAAUAAAUGUCAAUGGAUAUAAGUAUUUUAUGUGUAUAAA